AUGGGUGACCGAGUGGCCGAUGCGUCUUCGGAUCGAGAUCCUGCCCAAUUCGAGCUGGAAGAACGUCAUCAGCAAGACGUUCGGGGCCCGCCGCCCCCAUUUUCCGAGUUGGAUGUCGAGGGAAAUUUGAAGAUCGACGUCCCCUCGAAGGUGGAGAUGGCCCUCGAAAAAACGACGAAGAUCUUUUGUGCAGAAACUGGAGCCGCACAAAGCUCACCGCCGAUCCGUAGCGGU
Molecule: messenger RNA, 234 nt
Organism: Mesorhabditis spiculigera
Lineage: Eukaryota; Metazoa; Nematoda; Chromadorea; Rhabditida; Rhabditidae
Source: the annotation of a GenBank genome assembly